Messenger RNA from Loxodonta africana (African savanna elephant), 11957 nucleotides. It is a transcript of the gene UCP3, whose product is annotated as uncoupling protein 3. Gene Ontology annotation, biological process: mitochondrial transmembrane transport; response to cold; adaptive thermogenesis. The coding region runs from base 3958 to 4893 and encodes 311 amino acids. Gene Ontology annotation, molecular function: oxidative phosphorylation uncoupler activity. Lineage: Eukaryota; Metazoa; Chordata; Mammalia; Proboscidea; Elephantidae. The transcript is spliced from 7 exons. The record is from RefSeq and is a predicted model, not a curated record.
UUUUUUUACUGCUUAUCCCUGCCUCGCAUCCUCCUGUCCUCCUCCCCCUGCAAUUUACCCCCACCUCCAGAUGAGUAUUUUCAGAUUGAGCUCAGAGCCCACUUCCUGUGAGGAGCCCUCCCAAACUCAGCAGCUGGAGCAACCACUUCCCUCCUAACACUAGUGCAACCGACUGCCCUGCUGACAUUUAGGGCAGGGCCUGGUCCAAGGAACAGCCCAAGCACAACCCAGGUUUUGCACUUGAGUGUUCGGACUUCUGACUACCUGCCCUGUGCCCAAAGCCAGAAAUGCCCCUGCCUACCCUUCCCCUGCCUCAUCCAGUUAACUCCUUCUCCACCCUCUUCCCUCUGUCACCUGGGUCCCAGGUUCAGGCAUGCCCAAUCCCUACCCUCAGGACCUAAGGAUGGGGCCUGCAGCAGCCAGUCCAGGGGACCAUUCCCAACCUGCCCUCACACCCCCUCCACCAGCUCCCUUUGGCUCCAGUUGUAUCCGUGCUGAAGCCUCCAAGUAUCAUGUCAGAGAGAGCAGUCACAGCAGAGAGGUCCGAAGCACUUCACAGGAUGCCCGAGAUCAGGCCUUGCCAUGUACUAGCUAUGUGACUUGGAUAAGUCAUGGUCCGUCCCUGAGACUCAGUUUUUCUCUUUAAAAUUAGCAUUCAAAUAUUUAGAAUCCUCAGCAACACGAAGGAGUGAAGUGCUACAACAUGGAUGAACCUUGAAAACAUUAUGCUAAGGGAAAGAAGCCAGUCACAAAAGAUUACAUAUUGUAUGAUUUCAUUUAUAUGAUAUGUCCAGAAUAGGCAAAUCUAUAGAGACAGAAAGUACAUCUGUGGUUUCCAGGGGCUGGGGGUAGGGGGAAAGGGAAGUGGCUGCUCAUGGGUGCAGGAUUUCUUUUGGGGGUAAUGAAAAUGUUCUAGAAUUGAUUGUGAUGAUGGUUGCACAGCUCUGUGAAUACACUAACAAACACUGAAUUGUACAUUUAAAUAAGUGAAUUGUAUGGUAUGUGAAUUCUAUCUCAAUAAAGCUUUUAUUUUAAAAAAAUUUAGAAUUGAAUAAUACCUACAUCAGAGUUGGAAGAAAUGUAUAUGAACUAUCUAGCACAUAGUAGGCAUCCAGUUAUUACUGCUAUUCUUAAGACGAGGCCUGGGGGAGCCCUUCCCAGUCUAUCAUGGGAGACCUUGGCCUUUGGACUCUCAAAGGUGACAGGUCCACCCCCUCUCCCAUACACUUUUGUCACCAGAGGUAGCUCUUUCAGCAGCUCGAAGGAGCUAUUUGUGUGUGUGUGUGUGUGUGUGUGUGUGCUUUAAGUGAAAGUUUACAAAUCAAGUCAAUGUCUCACACAAAAACCCAUAUACACCUUGCUAUACACUCCCAAUUACUCUCCCCCCAAUGAGACAGCCCGCUCUCUCCCUCCACUCUCUUUUCCUGUCCAUUUCGUCAGCUUCUAACCCCCUCCACCCUCUCAUCUCCCCUCCAGACAGGAGAUGCCAACAUAGUCUCAAGUGUCCACCUGAUCCAAGAAGCUCACUCCUCACCAGCAUCGCUCUCCAACCCAUUGUCCAGUCCAAUCCAUGUCUGAAGAGUCAGCUUUGGGAAUAGUUCCUGUCCUGGGCCAACAGAAGGUCUGGAGGCCAUGACCACCGGGGUCCUUCCAGUCUUAGUCAGACUAUUAAGUCUGGUCUUUUUAUGAGAAUUUGGGGUCUGCAUCCCACUGCUGUCCUGCUCCCUCAGGGGUUCUCUGUUGUGUUCCCUGUCAGGGCAGUCAUUGGUUAUAGCCGGGCACCAUCUAGUUCUUCUGGCCUCAGGAUGAUGUAGUCUCUGGUUCAUGUGGCCCUUUCUGUUUCUUGGGCUUGUAAUUGCCUUGUGUCCUUGGUGUUCUUCAUUCUCCUUUGAUCCAGGUGGGUUGAGACCAAUUGAUGCAUCUUAGAUGGCUGCUUGCUAGCGUUUAAGACCCCAGACGCCACUCUUCAAAGUAGGAUGCAGAAUGUUUUCUUAAUAGAUUUUAUUAUGCCAGUUGACAUAGAUGUCCCCUGAAACCAUGGUCCCCAGACCCCUCCCCCUCCUACGCUGGCCUUCAAAGCAUUCAGUUUAUUCAUGAAGUUUCUUUGCUUUUGGUUUAGUCCAAUUGUGCUGACCUCCCCUGUAUUGUGUGCCGUCUCUCCCUUCAUCUAAAGUAGUUCUUAUCUACCAUCUAAUUAGUGAAUACCCCUCUCCCACCCUACCUCCCUCCCCCCUCUCAUAACCACAAAAGAAUAUUUUCUUCUCAGUUUAAACUAUUUCUCAAGUUCUUAUCAUAGUGGUCUUAUACAAUAUUUGCCCUUUUGCAACUGACUAAUUUCACUCAGCAUAAUGCCUUCCAGGUUCCUCCAUGUUACGAAAUGUUUCACAGAUUCCUUACUCUUCUUUAUCGAUGCAUAGUAUUCCAUUGUGUGAAUAUACCAUAAUUUAUCCGUUCAUCCAUUGAUGGGCAUCUUGGUUGCUUCCAUCUUUUUGCUAUUGUAAACAGUGCAGCAAUAAACAUGGGUGUGCAUUUAUCUGUUCGUGUAAAGGCUCUUAUUUCUCUAGGAUAUAUUCCAAGGAGUGGGAUUGCUGGAUCCUAUAGUAGUUCUAUUUCUAGCUUUUUAAGGAAGCGCCAAAUCGAUUUCCAAAUUGGUUGGACCAUUUUACAUUCCCACCAGCAGUGUAUAAGUGUUCAAUCUCUCCACAGCCUCUCCAACAUUUAUUAUUUUAUGUUUUUUUUAAAUUAAUGCCAGCUUUGUUGGAGUGAGAUGAAAUCUCAUUGUAGUUUUGAUCUGCAUUUCUCUAAUGGCUAAUGAUAUUGAACAUUUCCUCAUAUAUCUGUUAGCUACCUGAAUGUCUUCUUUAGUGAAGUGUCUAUUCAUGUCUUUUGCCCAUUUUUUAAUUGGGUUACUUGUCUUUUUGUAGUUGAGUUUUUGCACUAUCAUGUAGAUUUUAGAGAUCAGGCGCUGAUCAGAAAUGUCAUAGCUAAAAACUUUUUCCCAGCCUGUAGGUAGUCUUUUUACUCUUUUGGUGAAGUCUUUGGAUGAGCAUAGGUGUUUGAUUUUUAGGAGCUCCCAGUUAUCUAGUUUUUCUUCUACAUUCUUUAUAAUGUUUUGUAUACUGUUUAUGCCAUGUAUUAGGACUCCUAACGUUGUCCCUAUUUUUUCUUCCAUGAUCUUUAUCGUUUUAGAUUUUACAUUUAGGUCUUUGAUCCAUUUUGAGCUAGCUUUUGUGCAUGGAGUGAGGUAUGGGUCUCAUUUCAUUUUUUUGCAGGUGGAUAUCCAGUUAUGCCAGCACCAUUUGUUAAAAAGACUGUCUUUUCCCCCAUUUAACUGUUUUGGGGCCUUUGUCAAAUAUCAACUGCUCAUAUGUGGAUGGAUUUAUGUCUGGAUUCUCAAUUCUGUUCCAUUGGUCCAUGUAUCUGUUGUUGUACCAGUACCAGGCUGUUUUGACUACUGUGGCGGUAUAAUAGGUUCUAAAAUCAGGUAAAGUAAGGCCUCUCACUUUGUUCUUCUUUUUCAGUAAUGCCUUAUUUAUCCGGGGCCUCUUUCCCUUGAAGGAGCUAUUUUAAAGAGCCUCAAGUCAAGGGAACUACCAAGAUCUGAAACUUACUGACCUUUCCCUCUCAGCUUCCUGUCCCUCACAGCCACCUCUCGUAAAGUGAUCUAGGCUGUCAACUAGCUUUUCUAGGAUAAGGUUUCAGGUCAGCUGGAGUGUAUAAAGAUCAGUGCCAAGCCAGCGGCAGCAGAGGAACAGUGAAUGGCAAGGACAGACAAUCAGAUGCCUGUUGCUGCCCUCCCAGGAUGGAGCUUAAGAAACCCUAAGGAGCCCCUGUGUUCCCCCUACCCUGGCUGGACUCACAGCCUCCUCCCAGCACUAAAGCCCAGGGCAGCAGCGCGGCCUCUCUCCUUGGGCCCCCGCUGGGCCCCGGAGGGACCAGGCAGAGCCUUCUGGGACCAUGGUUGGACUGAAGCCUUCAGAAGUGCCUCCCACAACGGCUGUGAAGUUCCUGGGGGCAGGCACGGCAGCCUGCUUUGCUGACCUCUUUACCUUUCCACUGGACACAGCCAAGGUCCGCCUACAGAUCCAGGGGGAGAACCAGGCGGCCCAGGCGGCCCGAAACGUGCGGUACCACGGCGUGCUGGGCACCAUCCUGACCAUGGUGCGCAUGGAGGGGCUCCGCAGCCUCUACAACGGGCUGGUCGCUGGUCUUCAUCGCCAGAUGAGCUUUGCCUCCAUCCGCAUCGGCCUCUACGACUCUGUCAAGCAGUUCUACACCCCCAAAGGAUCGGACCACUCCAGUGUCACUACCCGGAUUUUGGCGGGCUGCACCACGGGGGCCAUGGCGGUGACCUGUGCACAGCCCACGGAUGUGGUGAAGGUCCGAUUUCAGGCCAGCAUACACCUUGGGCCUGGGUGUGACAGGAAAUACAGUGGGACUAUGGAUGCCUACAGAACCAUCGCCAAGGAGGAAGGAGUCAGGGGCCUGUGGAAGGGAACUUUGCCCAACGUCACAAGGAAUGCCAUUGUCAACUGUGCUGAGAUGGUGACCUAUGACAUCAUCAAGGAGAAGCUGCUGGACUAUCACCUGCUGACCGACAACUUCCCCUGCCACUUUGUCUCUGCCUUUGGAGCCGGCUUCUGUGCCACAGUGGUGGCCUCCCCGGUAGAUGUGGUGAAGACCCGGUAUAUGAACUCACCCCCAGGCUGGUACCACAACCCCCUGGACUGUAUGCUGAAGAUGGUGGCCCAGGAGGGCCCCACAGCCUUCUAUAAGGGGUUUACCCCCUCCUUUCUACGUUUGGGAAGCUGGAAUGUUAUUAUGUUUGUAAGCUAUGAGCAGCUGAAACGGGCCUUGAUGAAAGUCCAGAUACUACGGGAAUCUCCAUUUUGAACAAGACAAGAAGGCCACUUUGUACUUAACGGCUAUGAAACCAGUUAAGGAUGGAAGAAAACCGUGGACCCAUGCACACAUGGACACAGACUCCCACAUGUUUACAGAACUGCCUACUUGCUGUAGGAGUAUCAGAAGCAGAAGAGAGAUUCAGCUCUUCCGUGCUUUGUCUUAAGGACACUUCCUUUUGCACUGACAAGAUGGAAAAUAAAUUAUAUUAAUUUUUGAAACUCAUUAGGUGGAAUGCCUAACAUUUAGGCAAGAGAAAAUAAUUCAGCAGAUCCAUUUGGAUAAGAUGGAAGUUUGCACACUUGUGUCCCCUGAAAAUCUGAUUAGGCAAAGAAAUAUAAACAGGAAACACCGCAAGCCUAGGACAGGGUGGCCCACAAUUCAGUAGGAAAUCAGCCAACGAAUGUACAGGGACACUGCGAAGGCAACACAAAGUAUAUGAGUGCAGCAUGUGAGUAACUGUGGGUCUUCAUCCACAUUUGUAAUGUGCCUGCCAUGUAGAACCAUUAGGAUUCUAGAAAAUGUGAGCAAAAAAGAGGAAACCUGGAACCUGUGCCAAAGAAGCGCUGCUCGGCCAAUGUGAGGCUGAGGCUUGUAACCAUUCCCUGACGACACUGGAGAACCUAGACAGCAGCCUCCAUCCCCUUUCCUGUAAAAUGGGAGGAAUAAUCCCUUCCUUGCCUACCUCACAGGGGUGUUAUGAGGAUCAAGGGAGAAGCUGGGCAUGAAAGCACUUUACAAAAGCUCAUGAUCUGUAUAAAUGCAAAUAUAAGGGCAAUGCCUGGGGAAACAUUUUUGUCAAGACAGAGAGGAACUGCCACGGAAGAAGUUUCGGAAAGACACAGCUGUCUAGAGUUGAGACCAAGGGAACCAGGGGCGUGGUGGUGGGGAGGCGGGUGACAGGGUAAAGCAAAGCCACAAGAGCCCUGUCCCCAUGCAGUCCCCACUCCUUUGCUGGACUAUGAGUCAACUUGAAGUGUUGUGGAGCUUGAGGAAAAAGAGGUAGAUGCCUGCCUGAGAGCCAAAGUAGCAGGACUCAGAAUUUUUAGAAAAUUAUUAUGAUUCAAUAAAGGAACUCACACCUUGUGUGUGACAAUAAGAGCAGCUCCUUUUCUGCCUUCUCAUUUUUGAAUGGAAUUUUCCCUUUUCAUUUCCUCUUUGUCAGAGUUGGGCUCUGUCCAGCCAGCAGGUGCACUGACCCCACCAAGCGACACUUCUGCUCUCUUGCCGGGUGGCUGCAGACUAGUUGUUUGGCCUUUUAGGGCUUUGGCUACUCCAUCUUUAAGAGGCGGGUGUUCAGCCAGAUGACCUAAGGCUCUGAGGUUCUGUGGUUCCAAGAACCAGAGAAAGCUUCCUCCAAGCCUCCGGCAUCUGCCAGCAGGAAGCCAGAGACAGGAACUCAUGAGAAAAUCAGAUCACCAGUUGAGGCACACAGGGGGAUGCAGGACCCUUUAUUCUAGAGCAUUAGGGCACCUAGUGGGAAGCUACUUGGAGGCUUUGACAAAAUACCUGUGUCUCCAUUAAUCUCAAUACCUGCUUGUUUUUGUUGCCUUCCUUCCCUCCUCGUGGGACGGAGCCUUCUGAACGAUGAUUUUUCUAAAAUGAUACAAAAAGAGGCAAGAGAAUGAGGGUAACACAUCACUCCCUUCCAAACUUAAGACUGAACCUCUUUCAAAGGGAUGACAGAAACCCAGGAUAUCAGUGCCUUUUCCUGCCUUGUGUGGCUCUGCUGAUAGUCAGAACGGGGUUCAGACCUCUCUCCUCACUCCCCUACUAGCAUCUGAAUCACCAGGAAUCUUUAUACUUCAGAGUCCUACCAGAAAAGUGGGAGUGAUAAUCCCUACAUCACAGGCUUGUUUUGAGGAUCAAUGUAAAACACGUGGAAUACAGGAAGUGCUCAGUAAAUGUCAUUUCCCUCCUUCCUCUCUCUAAGUCCUCCACACCCUGGGAAAAAGUGAAUAUCCAUUCAUCCUCAGCACUUUCCUAAAUUAUAAUUUUUUUUUCCAUAUACAAACCAGAUAGUUAAAAUCGAGGCAAAAAUAUAAAAAUUACUGUGAUUUAGUGUCUGGUUUGGCUGGCCAUAUGGCUUUUAAAUUAAAUGCAUAUUUUAAAAAUUCUUUUUAUUUUGACUUGACUGACACGUGCAAAUCACACUCAAACUCCUGGUCACGGUUCAUAAGUUCCUAGAGGCCAGGAACUAUGCCUUCCAUGAAUUUCUAUAUAGCAAUAUUAACACAUUAUCUACCUAGAGGAUACUAUUCAAAUGAGGAGGCUAAGAGAGGGGAUAAAUUCUCCUACAAGAUAUUUUGAUUGGGCUCAGGAGCCUAGUGAUCUCAGAUUCCAGCCUUUUGGAGAAGGGAAAACAAGACUGAAAGGAGGUCCUCUGAGAUUUCCAGGGCAAGAUAGGUCUCUUUCUCCACUAUGAAAGGUGGAGUUUGAACCAGAUGACCUAAGGCUCUAAGGUUCUGUGAUUCCAAGAACUGAGAGACAGCUUCCUCCAAGUCACAGUGUGCCCUUUGUAGCCCUGGCCCCACCUUCUGCCACCAAGAAGCCAGGGAUAGGAAUUCAUGAGAAGGUCAGAUUACCAGUUGAGGUGCACACAGGGAGGCCCACUUCUUAGUUCCGUGCACCCAUUCCCCCCCCCCAACAACACCCACAGACACCCACCUGCAGUCAAGUCAUUCAAAAUCUGCUUUUUCUCAAACUCUUCACGUUUAGGCAAAAAUGAGACAGUUUGGGGCCUGACUCAGUCACAUUAGUGACGUAAUGAAAAAUUGGCCUGACAGAAAUAUUGUAGGUAAAGACAAUAUUUUUAAAAGGAAUGUUUUAUUCAAAAGAAGUAAAUGUUAGGAAAUGUAAUCAUAGCUUUAAAGAGGAGUGAAUUUGUGUAAGGCAUUUUGAAAACUACAGAGUGCUAUCGAUACAAAUGAAAAUAUUCAUUGUGCAUACAUUAUGAGCCACACAUUGCACUAGGUGCUGAGGUGAACAAGGCCAGUCCUGCCCUCAAGGAGUUCAUUUGGGUAGAGGAUGGUAGAACAGGAAAGACAAAUAAAUCAUAAACCAUUAAUUACCAUCAAAAACAAACAAACAAUCUAAGAUGCAGCAAUUGGUCUCAACCCACCUGGAGCAAAGGAAAAUGAAGAACACCAAGGCCACACGACAACUAAGAGCCCAAGAGACAGAAAGGGCCACAUGAACCAGAGACCUACAUCAUCCUGAGACCAGAAGAACUAGGUGGUGCCCGGCCACAAUCGAUGACUGCCCUGACAGGGAGCACAGCAGAGGACCCCUGAGGGAGCAGGAGAUCAGUGGGAUACAGACCCCAAAUUCUCAUAAAAAGACCAAACUUAAUGGUCUGACUGAGACUAGAGGAAUCCUGGCGGCCAUGCUCCCCAGACCUUCUGUUGACACAGGACAGGAACCAUCCCCGAAGACAACUCAUCAGACAUGAAAGGGACUGGUCAGCGGGUAGGAGAGAGAUGCUGAUGAAGAGUGAGCUAAUUAUAUCAGGUGGACACUUGAGAUUGUGUUGGCAACUCUUGUCUGGAGGGGGGAUGGGAGGAUAGAGAGAGAGGGAAGCAGGCAAAAUUGUCAAGAAAGGAGAGACUGAAAGGGCUGACUCAAGAGGGGGAGAGUAAGUGGGAGUAGGGAGUGAGAUGUAUGUAAACUUAUAUGUGACAGACUGAUUGGAUUUGUAAACGUUCACUUGAAGUUUAAUAAAAGUUAUUAAAAAAACAAACAAACAAACAAACCUAUUGCCAUCAAGUCGAUUCUGACUCGUAGCAACCCUACAGGACAGAAUAGAACUCCCCCCAUAGGGUUUCUAAGGAGUGGCUGGUGGAUUCAAACUGCUAACCUUUUGGUUAGCAGCCAGGCCAUUAACCACUGUGCCACCAGGGCUCCAUUAACUACCAUACAGAGUGAUAAAAACUACAAUAGAAGUAAUUAUAAGCCACUCAAGAGCAGGAACCCAUAUGAGGGACAUCUAACCUAGCUUGGGGACUAGGGUAGCUUUUUGGAGGACCAAAAAAACCAAACCCAUUGCCAUCGAGUCAUUUCUGACUCAUAGCGACCCUAUAGAGGAAGUGACAUCUAAAUAAGACACCAAAGGACAAGGAUCCAGGCAAAGGAGAGAGAGUAAGUCAUCCUGCUCAGAGGGCACAGCUUGUGCAAAGGCAAGACACAAGGCAAGAAUGAGGUGGAUUCAAAGGAUUGUCAGCAGUUCAGUAUGGCUGGAUUAGAGACUUAAAGGGAAAUAGUGAGAGAGAUGGAGAUGAAGAGGAAAACAAGGGCCUUGAAAGGCUGUAGAAAUGACAUUAAGGAGCUUGGACUGUGUUCUGAGGGUGAUGUGGAGCCACUGAAGUGUUUCAAGCAGGGAGUGGAUGGACCCUGGUGCUAGGAAGAUGAGGCUGUGGUCAAAAUUCAGGCAAGAGGAAAUGACGGCCCUAUCUAUGGUAUUGGCAAUGGGGGUUGAGAGAAUGGCGUAGUAAGAAAACCAAUAGCGCUUGAAAAGAUUCUAUUUGGAGGGGUGUGUGAGGAAAGAGAGGUGAAGCAUGAUGCUCACAUGUUUUAAAUAACAUAAAAAUAUCCUCAGUAAUGUCUCCAACAAAUGGUUUUCUGGCUUCUGAACAAAACCACUUGGGUAGUAUGGACUCGCCAUCUCUGGAGAUUCUAAUGGAGGUUCCUUUGGGCAGCUCUGUGUGAGAGCUUUCUGAUAAUGAGCCAAAGGCACAGAUGUUGCAGCAUUUAUUGUCCUUGCCCACUCCUAUUAUUUCUUAGACAUAUGCUGAGUCCUGACAUACAUGGGGAAUGUAAGUGCCCCUCUGACGAGUUGCCACAGCCCUGGUCACACUGCACUGCAUAUCACAGUUUACCUGUCUCACUGCCCACUGGCCUGCACGUUCUCUGCAAGAAUGCACAGAGUCAUUGUAUCCCCACUCCUUAGCAGAGUACCUGGAACAUUACAAAAUAAAUGAAUAAAUGAGUGGAAAAAAAAAACUUUCUGAAAUAUAGAAUUGCUGCUGGGAGCCAAAAAUACACUAAAUAAUCUACUUUUACAGGGAUGAAAAUCUCUUAAGUAUAUGAGCAUAUGUCUGAAUUCAUACAAAUGGAAUGAAUAUGGACCUUGUAACAGAAACCAAAGUUAGAAAUCCCAGUUACGACACUUACUAGCUAUGUAGGUAAAAUUCUUAGUCUCCCUGAGCCUCAGUUUCUUCAUCCACAAAAUGUGGAUAAUAUUUGGCAGAGAGCAAAAUUCCACACCUGUGUUGGUGGUAAACUUCUUAGGAAACAAACUGCAUUGUUUGUGAUAAUGGAAGAUGACACAGCCACUUUGGAAAAGCUUGACAGCUUCUUAUAAAAGUUAAACAUACACCUACCAUCUGAUCCAGCCAUUCCACUCCUAGUAUUUACCUGAGAAAUGAAAACAUAUGUCCAAAAAAAAACAGACUUGUACAUAAAUGACCAUGACAGCACUAUGCAUAACAGCCAAAAACUGGAAGCAAUGCAAAUGUCCAUCAGCUGGUGAAUAAACAAAAUGUUCUAUAUCCUUUCAAUGAAAUAUCACUUAGCUACUAAAAGGAACAAGCUACUGAUACCUGCACCACCAUGAAUGAACCUCAAAAAACUUAAUGCUAAAUGAAAGAAGCCAGACACCAAAGACUACAUUCCAUGUACGUAAAAAUUUUAGAAAAUCCAGAACUAUAGAGACAAAGAUCAAUAGUUGUCUGGGGCUGAAGGUGAGAGAAAGAAUUGACCGCAAACAGACACAACACAACUUUUGGGGGAGUUGGAAGUGUUUUGAAACUGGAUUAUGGUAAUUGUUGCACAAUUGUAUAAAUUCACUAAAAAGUCAUCAGACUGUACACUUAACAAUGGACUAAUUGUAUGGUUCUUAAAUUGUACCUCAAUAAAGCUGUUAAAAGUGAAGAAAAAAAAAAAGUAUGUCCUAGAGUGUUCACAGCAGUACUAUUACGGUAGAUGAAAACUGGAAACGAUAAAUGCCGGUCUUAAAUUGUACCUCAAUAAAGCUGUUAAAAGUGAAAAAAACAAAAAAAAAGUUAUGUCCUAGAAUGUUCGCAGCAGUACUACUACGGUAGAUGAAAACUGGAAACAACAUAAAUGCCCAUCAACAAUAAAAAUAGAAUGGAUAAAUUAGAAGUAUUUACACAAUGGAAUACUACACAGUAAUAAGAAUUAAAGAACUGCAGCUUGGAUGAAUCUCACAAACAUAAUGUUGAGUGAAAGGUACCAAACAGUACAUACUGUGUGAUUCCAUUUAUAUGAAGCUUAAGAAUAGGAAAAACUAAUAUUUUGUGUUUGAAAUCAAAAACUAAUAUUUUGUGUUUGAAAUAGUGGUCAUUUUGGGGAUAAAUAGUGUCGGGUGGGAAACAGGUGGAUUCUGGGAAGUUAGUGUCCUUAUAUAGAGGUGUUCACUUUAUGAAAGUUUAUUGCUUACAGUUUGUGCACUGUUUUACAAGGAUGUUACACCUCAAUAAAAAUUUUACUUUAAAAGUGCAUUUAAGUUGAAUAAGAGACCACUGGUGAUCUCCAAUAAGUGUGCGUGUGUGUGUGUGUGUGCAUGUGCACAGGGAUGAGAGGAGCUGGGCAGGUAAAGACCUGAGGAAGGGUGUUCCAGGCAGAGAGAACAACCAGUUCAAAGGCCCAAAAGUGGGAAUGAACUUGACAUGUUUAAAGAACAGAAAAAAGGUCUGUGAGGUUGGAGGGAGGUGAAUGAGGAGGUGAAUGUGAGAUCAUUCAUUCAUUCAACAAAUAUGUAAGAGCUGUCCCAGAGGCUGAGCAAUCAACUCUGACAGCCAAUUAUUUGGAAAGUUUGGCAGAGGAAGGAAGAAGAAAAAAAUAGCCAUUGUGGAAGAGGUAAGAAAGUCCUGAGGGUUGCUUUGAGAUAGAUAGGUAAGUAGAUAGAGGAUUGACAGAUAGAUGAUUCAAAUAAGUCAAGAAAGAAUUGAUUACAGGAGCAAGGUGGGAAGUCAUGUCAUGCUGGACCUUUACCAUUUAUCGGAUAUUAUGUUUUUUUUUUUUUAUGGCAAAGGGCC